Molecule: messenger RNA, 2248 nt
Organism: Lagopus muta (rock ptarmigan)
Lineage: Eukaryota; Metazoa; Chordata; Aves; Galliformes; Phasianidae
Gene: FIP1L1
Product: factor interacting with PAPOLA and CPSF1
Exons: 16
Coding region: 513-2033 (506 amino acids)
Cellular component (GO): mRNA cleavage and polyadenylation specificity factor complex
Molecular function (GO): RNA binding
Source: RefSeq, a predicted model, not a curated record
CGGGUCCCGGCGCGGUAGGCCGCGGCGUGCUCCGCCUCACCUCGCCGGGCCGCUGGGCGCGGCCCGCUUCCACCCUCCGCCCGUUUAAAGGGUCCUCGCGGCCCGCCACCCCCGCGGCCCUUCAGUCCCCUCCUCUGGGCCGGCCCUCCGCCGCCACGAGUCGCGCGGCCCCCUCCUCGUCGACGUUGUGGCGGCUCCGGGGCCGCCUCCCCCGGCGGAUCCCGGCCCCGAGGCCUUCCGACCCCGCGUGCCGCAGGCUGGGCCGUGCUGGGCCUCGCCGCGUGCUUCCCGGCCCCUCGCACCCGGGGCCCGGCCUCCCCUCGCACAGCCCGGUGCCCCGGAGGGGCCCGGCGUCACGUGCUGAGCAGGCCCGAACUCUGUAACUUUGUUUGCAGCUUCAAGGACUUUGUGUUGGGACGCUCAUAAAGCCCAGAAACUAAACCCUGACGCCGUGGUGGAGCUGUCAGUAUGGAGCAGUGCAGGGCUCGGGGUUCUGUUCUGCUGCUUGCGUAAUGUUGCGAAAAGAUGAAAAUGAAGCAGAGAGACCAGAAGAAGAAAAAACUAGUGCUCCACCCCCACCUGGAAACGAAGAGGAGGCUGCAGAAAAUGGCAUUGUGAAAACGAAGGUUACUGAGGCUGAGGAUGACAGUGAUAGUGAUAGCGAUGACGAUGAAGAUGAUGUUCAAGUCACCAUAGGAGAUAUUAAAACAGGAGCUCCACAGUUUAGUUAUGGAGCAGCACCUGUGAACCUCAAUAUUAAGACAGGAGGACGUGUUUAUGGAUCUUCUGCAGGUGUAAAAGUUAAAGGGGUGGAUUUAGAUGCACCAGGGAAUAUUAAUGGUGUACCACUUCUGGAAGUAGAUCUAGAUUCUUUUGAAGAUAAACCUUGGAGAAAACCAGGGGCUGAUCUAUCUGAUUAUUUCAACUAUGGGUUCAAUGAAGAUACAUGGAAAGCAUACUGUGAAAAACAGAAGAGGAUACGAAUGGGUCUUGAAAUUUUACCAGUUACCUCAGCCACAAAUAAAAUUACGGUACAGCAGGGCAGAACUGGAAAUCUGGAGAAAGAGUUGGCAGUGCAGUCGACCAAAGCUGAUUUCACAUCUCCUCCUGCCUUAUUCAAAUCAGGAAUUCCUACAAACAGGCGAUUAUCUGGCGCAAUUGAUGUGAUUGGACAGACCAUCACUAUCAGCAGGGUAGAGGGACGACGACGUGCUAAUGAAAACAGCAACAUACAGGUUCUUUCAGAACGAUCUAAUCCUGAAGUAGACAAUUUUACCAAGCCACCUCCAUUUUUCCCUCCAGGAGCUCCACCUACUCACCUUCCACCACCUCCUUUCCUCCCACCCCCUCCAACUGUUAGUACUGCUCCGCCUCUGAUUCCUCCUCCAGGUAUACCAAUAACAGUACCACCACCAGGCUUUCCACCACCUCCUGGCGGUCCUCCACCUUCCCUCAUACCCACCAUAGAAAGUGGACAUUCCUCUGGCUAUGACAGUCGUUCUGUUCGUGCAUUUUCAUAUGGUGGUGUCACCUUUCCGCACCUUGCAGGUUCUGCUCCUUCAUGGUCUAGUCUUAUGGACAGCAGCAAACAGUGGGAUUACUAUGCACGGCGAGAGAAGGACAGGGAGCGGGACAGAGAUCGAUCUCGGGAUCGAGACCGGGACCGGGACCGAGACAGAGAUCGAGAACGUACCAGAGACAGGGAAAGGGACCGAGAUCACAGCCCGUCCUCAAGCGCGUUCAACAGUGAUGAAGAACGAUACAGAUACAGAGACUAUGCAGAAAGAGGCUACGACCGCCAUAGGACAAGCAGAGAGAAGGAUGACCGACACAGAGAGAGGAGGCACAGAGAGAAAGAAGAUACGAGGCACAAAUCAUCUCGAAGUAACAGCAGGCGCCGUCACGACAGUGAAGAAGGGGACAGCCACAGAAGGCACAAACACAAAAAAUCCAAACGAAGCAAAGAAGGAAAAGAAGCCAGCAGUGAACCUGCUCCUGAGCAGGAAAACACUGAAGCUGCCCCCGCGGAAUAGGCUUGUGUGGUUUUUGCCUAUUCACAUAAAUAUUAGUGCCAGAAAUAGAUUACUAUAAAUCUUGUUAUUUUUCUGGUUAUUAAAAUAAUUUGUUCUUAAUCUUGUUCUGUUAGUACAAAAUCAAAAGUUACUUGGUUUUUCUUUUUUUUUUUUUUUCUUUUCUGUUGGUUGUUUUGUUUUGUUUUGGGUUUUUUUGGGGGGGUUGUUUUUUGGUU